Rhineura floridana is the source of this 1907-nucleotide messenger RNA. RefSeq names its product interleukin 1 receptor associated kinase 4 (gene IRAK4). Gene Ontology annotation, cellular component: plasma membrane. The record is from RefSeq and is a predicted model, not a curated record. The transcript has 12 exons. NCBI's taxonomy places the organism in Eukaryota, Metazoa, Chordata, Lepidosauria, Squamata, Rhineuridae. Gene Ontology annotation, biological process: signal transduction; protein phosphorylation. Bases 16 to 1629 code for a protein of 537 amino acids. Gene Ontology annotation, molecular function: protein serine/threonine kinase activity; ATP binding; magnesium ion binding.
GACUAAAGGGGCGGGAUGAGGCAAGCAGAACAUACCAUCUCUAUCAUAACAGGGGUGGAGCCAACAGCAAGCAAGGAAAAGAACUACAGUAUUAGAAAAAGAGAAGCAGACUGUACCAUUACCGCCCAAAGCUGGAAGAAAAACUGUGCAGAGCAGCUGCUUAAGACAUACGAGUCAGAAAGCGACACACAUUCUGAGAGCGGACUAAAGUGUAGCGAAGUGUCCACCGCCUUCCUGGAUUCGGAGAUGAGCACCUCCUCCAUAACUCCUUCAACAUAUGUGCGCUGCCUUGGCUAUGGUAUGAUGAGGCAACUGGCUGAUUUUAUUGAUCCACAGGAUGGAUGGAAGAAAUUAGCAGUAGAUAUAAAAGAGUCUUCUGGUGCAAACAGAUACAGCCAAAUGCAUAUAAGGCGAUUUGAAGCAUUAAAACAAGUAGGGAAGAGCCCCACCUGUGAAUUACUUUUUGACUGGGGGACAUUAAAUUGUACUGUUGGCGAUCUGGUAGACUUGCUGAUCAGAAAUCAGUUUUUGGCGCCAGCCAGACUUUUACUUCCAGCAGAUUCUGUAAGGAUGAUAGAAGACUCUACAGUGCCCUUACCUGUACAAGAAACUAAGCCUCUGAAUGAAAAUCAAAUGGUACCUGUAUCACCUCUUUGGGUUCCAGAUAAAGGGCACGUGAGUUCAGUAUAUUCUGGCCAGAGUACAAAGCAGAGUUGCUUGCCUCUUAAUGAUAUAGUAUUGCAAAGCUUUUCGUUUGAGGAACUGAAAAGUCUUACAAAUAACUUUGAUGAUCGAACUGUGUCAGCUGGUGGCAAUAAGAUUGGUGAAGGAGGUUUUGGAGUAGUGUACAAAGCAUGCAGUAAUGGCAGAACAGUCGCAGUGAAGAAACUUACUGCUGUGACUGAUGUAAGUAUCGAAGACCUGAAAAAGCAGUUUGAACAAGAAAUAAGAAUUAUGGCGGAGUGUCAGCACGACAACCUAGUAGAACUAUUUGGUUUCUCAAAUGACUCCGAUCAGCCUUGCCUAGUUUGUGAUUAUAUGCCUAAUGGCUCAUUGCUUGACAGACUAGCUUGUCUGGAUAACACAGCACCAAUUCCUUGGAAAACAAGAUGUAAUAUUGCUCAAGGGGCAUCCAAUGGAAUCUGUUUUUUACAUGAAAACAACCAUAUUCAUCGGGAUGUUAAAAGUGCAAAUAUCUUACUAACUGAGAAGUUUGUGCCCAAACUCUCUGACUUUGGACUUGCAAGAGCAUCUGUACGAUUCACACAUACUAUACUAACCGAUAGAAUAGUGGGAACAGCAGCCUAUAUGGCCCCAGAGGCUUUACGUGGGGAGAUAACCCCUAAAUCUGAUAUCUUCAGCUUUGGUGUGGUGUUACUUGAAAUAAUAACAGGACUUUCUCCUGUGGAUGAAAAUCGGGAUCCCCAGUUACUGCUGACUAUCAAAGAGGAAAUUGAAGAUGAAGAAAAGACUAUUGAAGAUUACAUUGAUGGAAAGAUGAGCAGCUGGAAUAUCUCAUCAAUUGAACAGAUGUAUUCAAUUGCAUGCCAGUGUCUGCAAGAAAAGAAGAAUCGGAGGCCAGAUAUUAAGACGGUCAAACAACACUUACACGACAUGCUAAUCGAGUAAGGUCUCUCCUAUGUUGUGGCUUAAUGAAGACAAGUUCAGUUAGAUGCUAAUUUUAUACCUGUGGGCCUGUAGAGUUGUUUACAAGGCCAUGGACUCCUAAAAUGAAUGUAUAUGUUUUGAGGUCCAGUUAUUUUGUUAUCUUUCCGAGGCUGUACAGGGGACACGUUCUUCAGAGCUUUACUUGUAUGUUGCUGUCCUUGCAAACUUGUCACUCUCAGCAAUCCUUCUGCCUGACUGCAGCUUAGAUAAGACCACUACUGGUUCUCUUCUCUCUCUCU